Messenger RNA from Anopheles cruzii, 982 nucleotides. RefSeq names its product mRNA turnover protein 4 homolog (gene RpLP0-like). The record is from RefSeq and is a predicted model, not a curated record. The transcript is spliced from 2 exons. Gene Ontology annotation, cellular component: preribosome, large subunit precursor; nucleolus. NCBI's taxonomy places the organism in Eukaryota, Metazoa, Arthropoda, Insecta, Diptera, Culicidae. Gene Ontology annotation, biological process: rRNA processing; nuclear-transcribed mRNA catabolic process; ribosomal large subunit biogenesis. Gene Ontology annotation, molecular function: RNA binding. Bases 65 to 940 code for a protein of 291 amino acids.
CCAUUCGUCCGGCGAGCGCGUGUUUUUGAUAAACAUUAGCACAAUUUAUCACCGGUAGACCACGAUGCCGAAAUCGAAGAGAGACAAGAAAGUGUCCCUCACCAAGACGGACCGGAAGGGGUUGAGCAACAAACAACAGAUCAUCGAGGACAUUCAGCAGUGCCGGCAAAAGUACGACAAUGUGUUUCUGUUUACCGUCCAAAAUAUGCGCAAUAGCAAACUGAAGGAAAUCCGGUCGCAGUGGAAAAAUUCGCGCUUCUUUUUCGGCAAAAACCGUGUCAUGCAGCUGGGACUGAACCUGGUCAACGAUGAUGGCGAAGGUGGUGAGCCCACGAAGCUGGAAAAGGGCAUGGAACAGUUGCGCGAGCAGAUGAUUGGCCAGUGCGGGUUGCUGUUUACUUCCGAAAGCAAAUCGACCGUGCUGGAGUGGUUCGAGUCGUACGUGGCCAAAGAGUACGCCCGCAGUGGAUUCCGGGCGACGAAAACGGUCAAACUGAAGGCCGGCCCGUUGGAGGAGUUUUCCCAUGCCAUCGAGCCGCACCUCCGGUCGCUCGGGAUGCCGACCAAGCUGGAUCGCGGCGUGGUGACGCUGUACAAAGAGUAUAAGGUGUGCGAGAAGGACAAACUGUUGAGCCCGGAACAGGCGCGCAUUUUGAAGCUUCUCGGGAAACCGUUGGCCAAGUUUAAGGUGAUUGUUAACUGUUGCUACACGGCCAAGGACGGCUUCGAGGAGAUCAACAAACGGGACAUUGAGGUGAGACAGAAGGCCAAGAAACCCACGGCAAAGGCAUCGGCCAAAAAACCGAUCGCCGAUGCUAUGGAAGAUGAUGAUGAGGAUGAUGAUGAUGAGGACGCGACGACGGAUGAUGAGGGAAUGGAACUGGGUGAUUCGGAUGAGGACGAGAAAGACGAGGAAGACGAUGAAGACGAUGAAGCGUAGCGUUGUUACGUAAAACCAAUAAACUGUAAGAUACGCUAAUGG